Molecule: messenger RNA, 2637 nt
Organism: Cryptomeria japonica (Japanese cedar)
Lineage: Eukaryota; Viridiplantae; Streptophyta; Pinopsida; Cupressales; Cupressaceae
Product: pentatricopeptide repeat-containing protein At3g12770
Exons: 1
Coding region: 1-2637 (878 amino acids)
Biological process (GO): RNA modification
Cellular component (GO): intracellular membrane-bounded organelle
Molecular function (GO): protein binding; RNA binding
Source: RefSeq, a predicted model, not a curated record
AUGAACAUGUUAAAAUGGAUAGCAACUCGUAGACAAAUUCAUAGCGCGGGUACAUUCCAGUCCAAAACUUAUGCGAGAGCCUGUGGGUGUGCCUGUGUAUUGCAGAGGUGUAGCCACAUGAAACAAGUAACCCACAUUCACCCUCACAUUGUUACCACCGGGCUUCACUACCACGUCUUUCUUGUUACCAUGUAUGUGCUCUACAGAGGUUUCCAAAAUGCACACCUACUUGUUGACGAAAUACCCCAACCAAAUGUGGAUGUUCGGCCAUGGAAUUCCAUGAUUAGAGAAUAUGCGAGGAGCGGGCGGGGGCAGGAAGCCAUUGCUGUUUAUCAUGAAAUGCGAAUACAAGUUAUUCCCAACAAACAGACUUUUGUGUUUGUUCUCGAGGCAUGUGGUCUGCAAGAGGGAAAAUGCAUCCAUUCUCACAUCCACAACUAUGGUUUGCAGUGGGAUCUUUUCGUGGCUACUGCUCUUGUGGGCAUGUAUGCAAAAUGUGGUGUUAUUGAGACAGCACGCCAAGUGUUUGACAGAAUUCCCGUAAGAGAAAGAGAUGUAAUUGCUUGGAAUGCUAUGAUUGCAGCACACGGAAAGCAUGGGAACGUGGAUGAGAUAUUGAGUCUUGUAAGGCGCGUGCCCAAUCCCACCUCCGUCACCAUCAUUACUUUACUUUCUGCAUUUGUGGAUGCAGGCUUUCUGAAACAUGGCAAGCUCAUUCAUGGGUAUAUUAUUAGAGUUGGUUUUCGUACAGAGGUUUCUGUCAUGAAUGCCCUAAUAGACAUGUAUGCUAAAUUAGGCUGCAUACAGACUGCUUUACAGAUGUUUGACAAACUCUCGGAGAAAGCAAAAGAUGUGGUGUCGUGGAGCUCGAUGAUUGCUGGAUUUACCCAAAUUGGGCAGCCACGAGAGGCCUUGACUCUGUUUUUUCGGAUGCAGCAAACAGCUAUACAACCUAACCAUGUCACUUUACUCAAUAUUCUCCCAGCCUGUGCUGCUUUGGGAGCAUUGCAACAUAUCCAUUCCUAUAUUAGAAAACAUGGAUUCAAAUUAGAUGAUGGUUCUCUUGGAAGUGCACUUCUAACUAUGUAUGCCAAGUGCGGGAGAAUAGAUCUUGCUUGGAAAGUUUUUGAUACAUUAUUGAAAAAAGAACCAGUGACUUGGAAUGCCAUGAUUGCAGGAUACAUACAGAAUGGGUUUGUUGAGGAGCCCUUGGUUCUUUUCCAUCAAAUGCAACUGGCUGGUGCGAAACCUGAUGGAGUCACUCUGCUCGGUAUACUCCCGGCAUGUUCUCUACAACAAGGUCAGUGUAUCCACGGCUACUCAAUCACAAGAGGAUUCGAUUCACUUACUUGUGUGUGUAAUGCUGUUAUAGACAUGUACGUUAAAUGCGGUUGUCUAGAGAGUGCACGCCAGCUGUUUGACCGAAUGUCUAAAAGAGAUCUAGUAUCAUGGAACACUGUUAUUGCUGGUUAUGCUCAGAAUGGAGACUUGAACGAAUUCUUGGUCCUCUUUCAUAGAUUGUCACCAGGAGGCGUGAUGCCAAAUGUUGUUACUCUUGUGAGUAUUCUCCCAGUAUGUGGAGAUCUAAAAGCUCUAGUAGAGGGUAAGGGCAUUCAUUGUUACAUAAUUAAAAAGGGAUUUGAUGUAGAUGUAUGUGUCAUGACAGCCCUUGUAGCUAUGUAUGCAAAAUGUGGGGAUACAGAGACUGCUCGCCAAUUAUUUGACAAGAUGUCUAGAAGAGAUUUGGUGUCAUGGAAUGCGCUAAUGUCUGGUUAUGUCCAAAAUGGACAUGCUGGUGACGCUUUGACACUCUUUAAUCAACUUCAAGCGGCAAACGUGAAACCAGACUCGGCCACUGUGGUAAUUGUGCUCUCAGCGUGUGCUCACUUAGGAGCUCUACAAUAUGGAGAGGGGAUCCAUGCCUACAUAAUACGAAGUGGACUUGAGUUGCAUGUUUCUGUGGGAACUGCUAUCAUAGACAUGUAUGGCAAAUGUGGGUGUGUGGACUUUUCAUUUAAAUUGUUUGAAAAAAUGUGCAGUAGAGAUGCAGCCUCAUGGAAUGCAAUGAUUGCUGCCUACGGGAUGAAUGGUUAUGGGGAGAAUGCCCUUGCUCUCUUUUCGCAGAUGCAACAGGUAGGCCCAAUGCCUAACCACAUUACUUUUAUUUGUGUUUUGUCUGCAUGCGCUCACUCUGGCCUUGUGAAUGAGGGUUGGCAAUACUUUGACUGCAUGAGGCAUAAUUAUUGUAUCACUCCAAGGAUUGAGCAUUAUGCAUGCAUGGUGGAUCUUCUUGGCCGUGUUGGGCUUCUUAAUGAAGCACACAAGUUCAUCAUAAACAUGCCUUUAGAGCCUAGUGUUAGUGUGUGGGGUGCCUUGCUCUUUGCCUGCAGAAUUCAUUGCAAUAUCGAGCUUGGUGAACAUGUGGCAAAGUUACUCCUUGAGUUAGAUUCUCAGAAUUCUGGAGCUUAUUUAUUGCUCUCAAGUAUCUAUUCCACAACUGGAAGAUGGGAUGAUGCAACCAAGUUGAAAUCAAUGAUAAAAGAGAAGGGGUUGGUGAAGAGUCCUGGAUGCAGCUGGAUAGCUAUUAAGGGUAGGGUACAUUUAUUCUUAGCAGGAGAAAAAUCAUAUCAACAUUGA